This is a messenger RNA of Zingiber officinale, 3545 nucleotides long. Its product is annotated as transcription initiation factor TFIID subunit 4b-like. Gene Ontology annotation, biological process: transcription initiation at RNA polymerase II promoter. The record is from RefSeq and is a predicted model, not a curated record. Gene Ontology annotation, cellular component: transcription factor TFIID complex. The transcript has 16 exons. The coding region runs from base 510 to 3359 and encodes 949 amino acids. Gene Ontology annotation, molecular function: protein heterodimerization activity; DNA binding; RNA polymerase II general transcription initiation factor activity. Lineage: Eukaryota; Viridiplantae; Streptophyta; Magnoliopsida; Zingiberales; Zingiberaceae.
CCUCCUCUCCGGAACCGGCUGCGAACGUAGUCGGCUUUCCCGACCGGCGAUCGAAACCAUGCUCAAUCCCGGCUUCGGCGCGAGGUCAUUUACCUAAUUUCAUCCGCACCCACCCCCGUUUUAUUCCAGGAUCGGAGAUUCCCCGCCGUCAUUUCGCCCCGCCGAUUCGUCCUCUCCCUACUCCUCAUCGCAGUUCCAACUCUCGCUAGGUUCCCGCAAGGAAACAACCUUCUCCCAUCGGACUGCAGCAACCCAGUUUCCUGACGCUGUUUCCUCGCUUUCUCUUAAUCGAUGCACGCAUCCGAUAAAUUUCUUGAGUUCGUAGAGGCUCUUCUCAAGUCCCCCAAGCGCUGACUGGAGUUAUCGGUGCCUUUAGAUUGCAGUAAUUUCCCGCUUCAUUAUUGUAGAAGAAAAAGAUUGGAUCAGUUAAUGCGCUAAUUGUGCCUCCUCCCUUUAAGCAUCUUGUGCUUUGUAAAGUUUCUGCCUGUCACCAGCCAAACCUUCCUGUCAUGGGUCCUACGAUCAUGAAGCUUCUUGACGAGGAUGAGGAUGAGAGCAUGCACUCCGGUGCUGAUGUUGAGGCCUUGUUGGCAGCAUUGAACUGUGAUAUUGGCGAUGAUCCGGCUGUGGUUGCUCCACCCUUGGAUCCUGAUGCAACUGUGUCUUCAUCAGGUGUGUUGAUGCAAUCAAGUAGUUCAGAAUCUGAACAAGUAAUUAGACAGUGGAAAACACCCAGUGAAGUAGGAGAUGACCAGAUUGGACAAAACGAACAAAACCAACCUUUACAAUCAUCGGAGCAGCAUUCGUCUGGGGGAGAAUUGGUUCAGAGAAGUUCUAUUCAACCUCGAGUGGAGCAGCUCAAUCAUCUGUCGAAACAAGAUCAGAUGACUUUUCAGCAAGAGAUCACGCAUUCAAAUAACUGUCAGCAACAGUCAGAAGCUAAUUCGGUUAAACCUGUGGACAAGGGACCUGAGCAAAGUAAUAUACCAGUCUUGGAUACAAUUGCAGACACAAUGUUGGAUGUUGCCCAUCUUUCUGAGAAGCAGCAGCAGCAGCACAUUGUCCAGCAGUCAAACAGUCAACAAACCCCUAACAUAGCAAAUGCAGCUGCUCAGCCUUCUGAGAGGCAACAACACAUAAUGCAGCAGUCAAAUAGCCGACAAACACUCACUUCUAGUCAAUCAAACAUGGCAUUAAGAACUACUAAAACUGCUUCGUCCAUACCUUUCCACAUGCUGAUUCAAAUUUUAGAACCUCACCUUGACAAUGACAGAUCCAUGCAGUUGCAUUCGAUUUUUAACAAACUCAGGAAUAAUGAAGUCAGCAAAGAGGACUUUUUGAGAGUGAUAAGGAAUAUAGUUAGUGAUCAGACGCUUAGACAGGCUGCUCAAAAGGCACAAAUGCAGCAGCUUCAGGCGCAGGCUUCUCAGAACACACCGUCAAAUACAAAUCUAUUUUCAUUACCAGCUCAAGCUUCUUCUCAGCAAGUUUCUCGUGGUGGUACACAGCAGAUAUAUGGAGCUCAAUCAUUUCCAGCACUCCACUCCUUACCAUCUCAGAAUGUUAUAGUCCCUGCAUCUUCUCCCGGUCAACCUCAUGUUCCUGCUUUGCACCCUAGCACAGGUCCUCGAGAAGUUGGGAUUGGAUCAAAUGGGAAGGGCCCCCAUCUUGUGCAAAAUUAUUCUAACAGUAUGAAUAUGUCCAGUUCUGAAAGGGAUGGAUUGAUGGGUUCAACACAAUCAAUUAACUGGCAACAGAAGUUGCAAUCAUCUAUUUCAGUGUCCGGUAGCACUGAUAGUUAUAAUACCCAUGCCUAUCCUAGGCCAUCUAUGAACUCCUCAACUUCUUUCAGAGCCAAUCUAGAGUCACAUCCAAGACCAGUUUCACAUACUCAGGGACUUGUUUCAACGCUAAUAAGACCAACUCAGCCCAUGAAUACAAUGAGAAUGUCUGCAUAUCAACAAAGUUCUAAUAGUGAAGCCAAGAGACCGCAAACUGAUUCCUUGGCAAACCAUUCAACCUCCCUACCUAACCAAAUUGCUUGGCAGAUGUCAGCAAAAAGUAGUGGAUUACAGUCAACUUCUUAUGUCAAUCAUGAGGUGGUUGAUCAAUCAUCUGAACCUUCUAAGGUUCAGUUUUCAUCUUCAGAGACCACUUCAUUUGGUACAUCACAUUUUAACCAAGGGAAUUCAGCAUUUGGUUCAAGUAUGGUGAGAACAAAUCAGGUUUCAGGCUCAGUACCUAGCCAAGCAGAUCAGAAUACACAGCAGGUGACUUCUGCAAGUGUACCCCCGACUGGAUCAACGACAAAAUCUCCAUUAAAGAAACCAUCUGCUGGGCAGAAGAAACCUUUGGAUGCACUAGGCUCAUCUCCGCCGAUGUCCAGCAAGAAGCAGAAAACUGCUGGCACUUCUCUUGAUCAAAGCAUUGAGCAGCUAAAUGAUGUCACUGUUGUUAGUGGAGUUAAUUUAAGGGAAGAGGAGGAGCAGCUGUUAUCGGGCCCAAAAGAAGACAGCCGAGCUUCAGAAGCAACUCGAAGGGUUGUACAAGAAGAAGAAGACAGGUUAAUAUUGCAGAAGGCCCCCCUUCAAAAAAAGAUAUCAGAUAUCAUGUUGAAAUGUGGUUUGAAGAUUAUUGGUGGUGACGUAGAGCGUUGUCUAUCAAUGUGCGUCGAGGAGCAUUUGAAGGGGUUGAUAUCUUAUCUGAUAAGACUGUCAAAACAGAGAGUCGAUAUUGAAAAGUCUAGGCAUCGAUUUGUCAUCACAUCAGAUGUUCGAGGCCAGAUUUUUUCAAUGAAUCAGAAAGCUAAGGAAGAGUACGAAACAAAGCAGGUUGAAGGGACUGAAAAACAUAGGAAAGUAACUGAUCUGGACGGAAACACAGAAGUUGAUGCAGAAAAGGACAAAGAGGAUGGUCGUUCUGAAGCCGUUAAGGCUAACAAAGAAGAAGAUGAUAAACUAAGAACAACAGCUGCUAAUGUGGCAGCUCGAGCCGCUGUUGGCGGAGAUGAUAUGCUUUCAAAGUGGCAACUCAUGGCUGAGCGAGCUCGUCAAAAACGUGAAGGUUUUGAUGGGGCGCCUGCUUCCCAGCUAGGUAAAAGUUCAAGCAGUAAAUCUUCACUGAACUUGGGAAUAGGUUCGAGAGAAAUACACGAAUCUGAAAAGAAAGACUCUUCCAUGCCAACAUCUGGUGGUGUGAGGAGACUUGGGAGGAAUGGCGCCCUGGCACAUCCAAAAAUUGCACGCAAAAUCUCUGUUAAAGAUGUGAUUGCAGCCCUUGAGAAGGAACCACAGAUGUCCAAAUCAUCUUUGAUUUAUCGCCUGUAUGAGAAAUCAUCCGGCGAUUCUCCAGCAGCUUAGGCUAGGGUGAAGUUUAUGUUUGAUGAAUUUUCAUGUAUAUUCUUUGUGAGUUUCAGAUGUUUCUACAAGUAAUUGUAGUUGUUUCGGCUAUCAAACUCUCCCUCGAAGAGCUAUUCUGCACUCAAAAUUUUAGCUAAAUGUUGUGUUACUGACUAAACUCUAAUCGAAUUUUGUUGUAUAGGCUCA